AUGAGCCCCUGCCCCAAAGGAUGGCUCGGUGGUGGAACCCUCCUGGGAGUUGGCAUCUGGGUCACAGUAGAUGGAAAGUCAUUCCUGGAUAUAUUUGGGGCGCUCUCCUCUAGCGUCCUGCAGGUUGUGAAUGUGAGCUACUUCCUCAUCGUCAUUGGUUCCAUCCUGCUGGCGAUCGGCUUUCUCGGGUGCUGUGGCGCCCAGAAGGAGAGCAAGUGUCUCCUGAUGAUGUUCUUCUCGGUGGUGCUGAUCAUCUUCAUUGCCGAAAUUGCUGCUGCUGUGGUGGCUCUGGUCUACACAGGACUUGCAGAGACGCUGCUGACGGCCGUGGUGACCCCUCUCCUGAAGGAGAAGUAUGGAAAGGAUAAGAGUCUCACACACAUCUGGAAUGUCACCAUGACGGAGGUCCGUUGCUGUGGCCUGAAUAACUACACAGACUUCACCGAUUCCUACUGGCUUGAGGAGCAUCGAACCUACCCAGCCCCGUGCUGUAAGAACAUGGAGCCCUGCAACGUCACGAUCGCCACAGAAAGUGAUGUCCCGGGUUGUUUUGAUCAGAUCUUGGAUGAAAUCAAGACUAACGCAGGAGUGGUGGGUGGCGUGGCAGCUGGCAUCGCUGCCUUGGAGAUCGCGGCCAUGACGGUUUCCAUGUACCUGUACUGCCAGCUGGAUCAGAAAUGACCCCACGAUGCAGGAGGAUGAUCUGCCCCCCCACCAUGCAGGGGUGCGCCGGUGGCGUGCCAUGCUCCUGGGGGGACUCCAUCGCUCCCUCAGCCUGAUGCUGUCCUGUGCACUGUGAUUUAUAGCUAUGUUUCGAUCUACUGAUCUGGGAUCUGUAGAGUUUAUGUGUAUAUUUUUGUACUGAUAUGGCACACUGAGUCUGUACAUAGAGAUUUAGGGGGUGUUUGGAAGGGGGGUGUGUAGGGGGAAAGCUGCUUCAUCUGUUUAGCCAAUGCCAGCAGGAGAUAAAGCAGCACAGGGGCUGGUCAGGGCUGCUGAUCUGGCAGUGGCACAGCGAUGUCUUGAUUAAACCCUUGCAGCCAUGUACUGUACCUCUCCCACGCUGUCCCCACUGUGUCCCCAGGUGGGGGCUGGCCAGUGCCCCCCUGCUUUCCUCUGCUGAACUGGGGCAGGUGCUCAGCCAAGGUGGUGUAGGUGGUAACUACACCCUCACAUGGGGAUGUAUCUACCUCUACAUCUAUUUUCUGAGAGCCUUAACCCUAUCACCGUGUUGGCCCCUAGGAGAGGUGCUGGCUGGUCCCCGCCCUGCCCUGGCAUGAAGCACAGCCUUGUUGGUUCCUGGUCCUGCGGUGGCCAAGGCUACCCCUUACCCCUUGUCAUUUCAUGGCUGAGCCCCUCUCCAUGCUGUAAAGAAAAAACAAAUAUAUUUUUAAU
Athene cunicularia (burrowing owl) is the source of this 1395-nucleotide messenger RNA. RefSeq names its product tetraspanin 1 (gene TSPAN1). The transcript is spliced from 7 exons. The coding region runs from base 1 to 681 and encodes 226 amino acids. The record is from RefSeq and is a predicted model, not a curated record. NCBI's taxonomy places the organism in Eukaryota, Metazoa, Chordata, Aves, Strigiformes, Strigidae. Gene Ontology annotation, cellular component: membrane.